CUUCAGUGAGACGCUUGGUGGAAAUGCAAUUGCGGAGAGCAAGGGGGCAUUGCUGUAGUGCGUUAUGGUUUUAUGGAUUAUUUCUUUCAACAAAUAAUUGCCAAAGUGGCAUAAACCCAAAAGAUUCAGUGUAAUAAACACCGUCGGAGACUUGGAGUUGAUUGUCAGGCGGUGAGAUGCUCACACUCCUGUGGGACAGGUAGUGGAUCACCGGGUUAGCGCACUAUCUCGCUGUCACGAAAAAGCAGUACAAGUUCUUUUUUAUUCUCUUUAUGCUGGUAAAUGAUAGAAACUGCCUGUGCGAGAGAUGGCUUCGAUAGAAAGGAGAGUCAAAAGGCAUUUGUGUUGAAUUAUAACUUUGGAGGUGAAACACUUGGAGUCGGGGGAAUCGUACUUUGGGAACUGUGAGGAUGUCAUUGAAGGGUGCUGUGAACUCCAUCAGGGUUGGUGUGGAGGGAAUGACAUGCAACUCCUGCGUGCAGAGCAUUGAACAGAAGAUUGGGAGUCUGCAGGGUGUGCACAAUAUACAGGUGUCUUUGGAGCUCAAGGAGGCCACUGUGAUAUUUGACCCCGGCCUGCAGAGUCCAGAUUCUCUGAGAGAGGCCAUAGAUGACAUGGGGUUUGAGGGCAGCAUCUCAGAAAAGGACACGGCCAUCUCCACGGAAACCAAGUUUCUCUCCCUUCCAGGGUUGCCACCUGAGGUUCUAAAGCAGGCCCAGAAGAAACUGUCGCAGUUAAAAGGUGUUCUUGAAGCCCGGGAAACUCCAGGGCAGAAGGGAUUCUCUGUGACACUAAUCCCGGCGCUUGUAAAUUCAGGUCAGAUUGAUGAGGUAAUUCAGAAACUGACUUUGGACAGAACACCUGAGCCUCUGGAAGAGCCCAUGAAAAGCCAGGCUUGCGAUGUUAUGGUGAAACUGCGGAUUGAUGGCAUAGUUUGUGUGUCAUGCACAACCACCAUUGAGGGGAAGAUUGGAAAACUCAAUGGGAUACAGAAAAUUAAAGUUUCCUUGGAUUCUCAGGAAGCAGCUGUGCUUUAUCAACCCCACCUCAUCACGGUAGAUGAAAUCGUGAACCAGAUAGGCUUGGCUGGUUUCAAAGCCUUUGUCAGGAGCAAGCCCCGUCCACUUAAGCUGUCGCUCAGUGAAGUGGAGCGUCUUGUCAGCACUCCUUCCUCGGACCAUGCACCCUUCGAAACCAAAGCAGAGAGCGCAAUGGUCCUGUUCGGUGUCCGCGGGAUGCACUGCAAUUCUUGUGUCAUCAACAUCCAGAGCAACAUAGCCAAACUUCCAGGAGUGCUGAGCGUGGAGGUGUGUUUGGAAAAGGAGAGUGCUUUAAUUCACUAUAACCCUGGACUCAUCUCUGUGAAGCAGCUCAGAAGUGCCAUCGAGUCCCUCCCACCAGGAAACUUUAAGGUGGAAACUGACUGUGAUGGCUCCCCUGCAUCCACAUCCCUGCCCCAGGCCACUACCCCUAACAGCAAGCCCCUCAUGCCAGUGUGUGUGAUCCACAUUGAGGGGAUGACCUGUGGCUCUUGCGUGCAGUCCAUCGAAGCCAUGCUGUCUCAGCGAGAGGGAGUGAAGUCUGCGCAGGUGUCACUGGCCAACCACAGUGGGACAUUUGAAUAUGACCCUCUGCUGACAAACCCAGAGGAGUUAAGGAAAGCCGUAGAGGAUAUGGGCUUUGAUGCUUUUCUCCCUGAGACAAAUUCAUUAGUGGAGCCCUUUGAACCGAUAACCCCCAGCAGAGCAUUGCUCAGAGACGGGGAUGAGGAGAAGGACUCCAGGGCCACACAAGGCGCCAAAGGAGGGUCACAAACUCCAAUGAAGUGCUUCAUCCAGAUCGGCGGAAUGACUUGUGCCUCCUGCGUAGCCAACAUUGAGAGGAAUCUAAAAAAUGAGCACGGAAUUUAUUCUGUUCUGGUGGCGUUAAUGGCUGGAAAAGCGGAAGUGCGGUUUAAUCCUGAAGUCAUCGACCCUCCAGAGAUUGCCGAGCUAAUCAAAGAUAUGGGCUUCACAGCAUCUGUUAUCGAGAACUAUGAUGAAUCAGAUGGCAGCGUGGAGCUUGUUAUUAAAGGAAUGACCUGUGCCUCCUGUGUCCACAAAAUAGAAUCCACUUUAAUGAAAACCAAAGGAAUAGAUUAUGCCUCAGUUGCACUUGCAACAAACAAAGCACACGUGAAAUAUGACCCAGAAGUGACUGGACCACGUGACAUUAUUAAGUUAAUAGGGGAUUUGGGAUUUGAGGCUUCAUUAGUGAGGAAAGAUCAAUCAGCAAGUCAUCUAGACCACAGUCAAGAAAUAAGACAAUGGAGGAGGUCCUUCUUCAUAAGCCUAAUAUUCUGUGUUCCUGUGAUGGGGAUGAUGAUCUAUAUGAUAAUCAUGGACCAUCAGGUCCUUAGUGACAGUCACCACAAUGUCAGUGACAUUGAGAAGUACCACUCCACUAUGUUUCUGGAGAAGCAGGUCCUGCCUGGUCUCUCAAUCAUGAAUUUAAUCUCUUUCCUCUUCUGUGUUCCUGUACAGUUUGUGGGAGGCAGAUAUUUCUACAUUCAAGCAUAUAAAGCAGUAAAGCACAAGACAGCCAACAUGGACGUGCUGAUCGUCCUCGCUACCUCCAUUGCCUUUGCAUACUCCCUGGUGAUACUCCUUGUUGCCAUGAUUGAAAAGGCCAAAGUGAACCCCAUAACCUUUUUUGACACUCCUCCAAUGCUUUUUGUAUUCAUUUCACUGGGGAGGUGGAUGGAGCAAAUAGCAAAGAGUAAAACUUCAGAGGCCUUAUCAAAGUUGAUGUCCCUGCAGGCUACAGAAGCUACUGUUGUCACGUUGAAUGAAGACAUGUCUGUGUUGAGUGAGGAACAGAUUGAUGUUGAGCUGGUGCAUCGUGGGGACAUUGUCAAAGUGGUUCCUGGGGGCAAAUUCCCAGUGGAUGGACGGGUUAUUGAAGGCCAUUCCAUGGCAGACGAGUCUCUUAUUACAGGGGAAGCCAUGCCUGUGACAAAGAAACCAGGCAGCUCUGUAAUUGCUGGCUCCAUCAACCAGAAUGGCUCCCUGCUCAUCCAGGCCACACACGUGGGAGCAGACACUACCCUGUCCCAGAUUGUCAAGCUUGUGGAGGAAGCACAGACCUCCAAGGCACCUAUUCAGCAGUAUGCAGACAAAAUCAGUGGAUAUUUUGUUCCCUUCAUCGUUGCGGUGUCGGUCCUAACCUUGUUUGCCUGGAUUGUGAUUGGAUUUGUAAAGUUUGAGCUGGUAGAAAAAUAUUUUCCAGGAUACAACAAGAGCAUCUCACAGUCAGAGGUGGUGAUCAGGUUCGCCUUCCAGGCCUCCAUCACCGUGCUAUGCAUCGCCUGCCCUUGCUCCCUGGGCUUAGCAACGCCAACUGCUGUGAUGGUUGGCACUGGUGUUGGGGCACAGAAUGGAAUCCUCAUCAAGGGUGGGGGACCCCUCGAAAUGGCACAUAAGAUCAACACCGUGGUGUUCGAUAAAACUGGCACUCUCACAUAUGGCACUCCGAAGGUGGUUCAAGCCAAGAUUCUGGUGGAGGGGAACCGGAUGCCCUGUUCCAAGCUACUGGCCAUUGUGGGGACUGCUGAAAACCACAGUGAGCAUCCGCUGGGAGCAGCCAUCACUCAGUACUGCAAACAGGAGUUGGGGACAGAGUCUCUGGGAACUUGCACAGACUUCCAAACUGUGCCUGGCUGUGGAAUCCGAUGCCAGGUCAGUAAUACGGAGAAGCUGCUGAACCGCUUGGAUAGCGGUGAGGAAGAGAAGAAUUGCCAGAAUGCACCUCUGGUGCAGAUUGAUGGCAGGAGCAGCACUGUCAAGCACCCUCUCAAUCUGGACUCUGAGCCUUCAUCCAUGGGACAGUCCAAGCCCUACACAGUCCUGAUCGGAAACAGAGAGUGGAUGAGGAGGAAUGGUCUCCAAGUCAGAAGAGAGGUUGAUGAAACCAUGAUUGAACACGAAUGUAAAGGGCGCACUGCUGUCCUCGUGGCAGUUGAUGGCUUGCUUUGUGCAAUGAUAGUCAUCGCAGACACUGUGAAGCCUGAAGCAGAGCUGGCCAUCUGCUCUUUGAUGUCAAUGGGUCUGGAAGUGGUUUUGAUGACUGGGGACAACAGUAAAACUGCAAAGGCCAUAGCAGCUCAGGUGGGCAUCAGGAGGGUGUUUGCAGAGGUGCUCCCCUCUCACAAGGUGGCGAAGGUGGAACAACUGCAGAAGAUGGGCAAGCGAGUGGCCAUGGUUGGGGAUGGAGUGAAUGACUCCCCUGCUCUGGCCAUGGCAGAUGUGGGCAUUGCCAUCGGCACGGGCACCGAUGUGGCCAUUGAAGCAGCAGACGUUGUACUAAUCAGGAAUGAUCUUCUGGAUGUGGUUGGAAGUAUUGAUUUAUCUAAGAAAACCGUCAAAAGGAUUCGGAUCAAUUUUGUUUUUGCCUUAAUUUAUAAUCUUGUUGGAAUUCCCAUUGCUGCUGGUGUGUUCCUCCCCAUUGGACUAGUUCUUCAACCCUGGAUGGGCUCAGCUGCUAUGGCUGCUUCAUCUGUGUCUGUGGUGCUGUCUUCACUCUUACUCAGAUGUUACACCAAGCCAACAGCCGAGAAGCUGGAGUCACGGCUUCGAGGCAGAAUGCAACACAGCCCCUCUGACAUCAGCGUCCACAUUGGCAUCGAUGAGUGGCGGCACAAUUCUCCCAAGCUCAGCCUCUUUGAUCGCAUCGUGAACUACAGCCGAACCUCCAUCAGCUCCCUGAGGUCAGACAAGCGCUCCCUCAACAGCAUGGCCAUGCACGAGCCCGACAAACACUCUCUGCUGGUGGCUGAUGGCCGCUGCGAUGAAGAGACUGCGUGACAGCGCCAGGGGGACUCUGGUGCCCCAGAGCUCCACUUCUCCACAUCCUGCACAUCUUGCUUCAGGGAAUCGGACAUCCAAGCAAGGGGCGCAGACAGUCAUUCCAUGGCUUUCACUCCAUAUUGGGAAUAGUGCUUUGAUUAUUUUUCAGAGGCACUUCAGUGUCAGGUGUUUUAUGUUAUAUUGCUGUGUACAAAUUUGAAUUUUUAAGCAUAAUUUUUUAUAUUUUUUUCUAAACUUAUGUUGAGUGAUUAUUAGCCUUAAAGUACUGCUGUACUACAUCAAAAUAUAAAUGCACCCAGUAUGUCCUUCGUGAAAAAGCACAUGCUGGGUUCAUAUACAGGCAGCAGGUGCACGUAUGGAGAGAGCACAGACACAGGCUUAGAUGGAAAAAGUGAACACCCGCUUAGUGGCAAUUUCUAACAAUGAUUUUAAGAUUUUAUAAAAUAAAAUAUUACAGGAUGCCUUUUUAAUUACUUGAUUAAGGAAAAAAAUGUGAAAACCCCAAUAACUAAGAUCUAAAAAAUGGUGUUACAAAGUUCAGUAAUAUUAAAUAUCAUAUUCAGUUUAUCUCGUACAAAAUAUUGUUAAAUAUAAAAAAAAACACAUUUUAACAGUUUGGUUUGUAAUGUGCACCACGUCACUGGCCUUGCAGACUUGGAAUUUAUUUUCAAAUGUAAAGUGAAUGUGUUCACCUUGGUGAUCCUCAUGUAGUAAUACUCCAUGGCAUAUAGCCACCAUACAGUUAAGUAGUAUACUUCUUAGUGCAGGGGUUGUACAGGUCACAUAAGAGUAGCAUUUACAGUGUCUGAGUGUUACACUUGUAACUUACUGUACUUUGUGCCUACUGUUUUCUUGCUUUUCACAAGCACCAAAAAAAUUAAAAUGCCUAUUCUGUAACUAUUGCAAUUAUAGUCAUUCCAAAGUUGCAGACAUCAAUCAAAGUGUAUAUAAUCGUUUUGUAGGUAGAUUCAAUGAUAAAUUAUUCUAUAAGUCCCUUUGUAAUCUAUAAUUAUUCUAUAAGUCCCUUUGUAAUAUUUUUUUCUUAUAUUAUGAUUUAUAAAUGCCAAAACGUCAUCUACAAAUAGCUAUUUAUUCAUCUGAAUUACUAGUUAUAAUGAAAUUGUUAAAAAAAAGUUUCUAUAUGCACUGCUUAGUUAUUGAAGGACAUUGCAAAUAAACAUUGCAUUUGAAAACAAGUAACAAGUAGUUUGCUUGUGUUGUCUGAAAUACCACUGUUUGUGAUUAAUAAGUAAAAUUUUGACUAUCA
This is a messenger RNA of Lepisosteus oculatus (spotted gar), 6111 nucleotides long. RefSeq names its product ATPase copper transporting alpha (gene atp7a). Gene Ontology annotation, cellular component: plasma membrane; trans-Golgi network. Gene Ontology annotation, biological process: copper ion import; copper ion homeostasis. The record is from RefSeq and is a predicted model, not a curated record. Gene Ontology annotation, molecular function: ATP hydrolysis activity; copper ion binding; ATP binding. NCBI's taxonomy places the organism in Eukaryota, Metazoa, Chordata, Actinopteri, Semionotiformes, Lepisosteidae.